AUGCGCCGCAACCCAUCGGUUCCCCUGAGAUACCUGGGAGAGAGCGCAGCGAACAGCAGAAGCCCGUUCCCCAGCCCCGCCCGGUCGGGUGGCUCGGCCUCAGGCGGAGGCCGGCUGACCCUUCCGGCUACCCCGGCACUCUCCCUGCACUCCCCCCCUGCACUCCCCCGGGCCAGGGCCGUCAGAGUCCGGCCGGGCACCUGGGGAACACCUCAUCCAGCCUCCCAGCGCCGAGCGCCGCCACGAAGCCAGCCCGAGGCUCCGCCAUCCGCCAACCGCUUCGGUGUCGGAGCCAUCGCCGGCCGGCCGGCCGCAACGUACCUGGAGCGACGUCGCUCCUCGGCCGCCCUCAGCCGCCUUCAGCCGCCCUUAGCCAGAGCAGAGACCCCAGACAAAAUGACCCCCGGCUGGCCUGCGGCUAGACUAAAUCUCCCUCCCUCGGCCCCCGUCGCUUGCCAGCCAAUGACAGCGCAAAGAAAUAAGCUCCGGAGGAAAAGGGCUGUAGAUUCCAACUGUGACAAUUCGUCUGCCUUGGAACCCGGGAUGGAGAUUGGCCAGAGAAUUCCAGAUACCAGAAUGGACUCAAAACUGCUGCUUCAGGGAGCCUUCACAGACAAUCUGUGGAGCCUUUAUUUCCACAGCUCGGUUCAGGGAUGGGACUGAGGAGCCAUAAAGAACAAUGUUUCUCAUCACUAUAGCCAGAUGUGCUCUGGAGACAGAAAGUCUCACAGGCAAAUGGGGGCUGUUUGCAAAAUGUCCUUGACUGGCUAAGCGGAAUUGCUGAGGUGCUGGAGGAAUCUACUUGCCUGCUGUCACAGUCUUCUUCACACACAGCCCACUACAGGGCAGUAUGGGAAAGUCCUUUAUUUGCAUGCUAUAGAUGGCUCACUUCAAACUCCGCAAGCAGGAUGCAGGGAAUGGCUGAUCUGGGUGGGUUAAAAGCCAGCCUGGAUGAACACCAGGCCCACCAAUCUCAAAAUAAAUUAAUAAAAAUC
Messenger RNA from Mastomys coucha (southern multimammate mouse), 995 nucleotides. Its product is annotated as putative HTLV-1-related endogenous sequence. Lineage: Eukaryota; Metazoa; Chordata; Mammalia; Rodentia; Muridae. The transcript has 2 exons. The coding region runs from base 1 to 663 and encodes 220 amino acids. The record is from RefSeq and is a predicted model, not a curated record.